UCACGAUCGCGACUAUUAUUGACGUCGGGCGUCAUUCUCUCGCUUAUUACGAUAACCUUCCUCUCAACAUCUUCAACUCUUAGGCCAUAGUAUCGUAUCAUCUGACGUGCUAUGGACAAGGCUGUCUCAUAAACCACCCACACAAACGCGAAUUUCAACACUCGAUUCGAUAGCCUUAACUCAACUUCCUUUUUAACAGCACCCAAAUAUAUUCACGAUGGUCGAUAUGGGAGGACGUCCAAGUGGCCCUUUGUCUGGGCCUACCGUCCUGCUCUUCGGCCCCCUUGCCUUAUCUUUCGACGAGGCUGCCUUCGCCCAAGUUCGAAAGAACGUCGUUGAGAAUGAGGACUCCCACUGGGUCAUCGACACUGUUGCCGAAUUCCCACAGAUCUGGAAAUCCCUUACGACUGCUAUUCCGAGCCUGAAGACAGCAUCAGGUCUUAAGCAAUUGGAGGACUUGAGCGAUGCCUUCCGAACGGGACGACCACUCGAGACCUCGUUUCCCCUCCCGAACAAGCUUCUCAUCCCACUAGUGAUUGUCUCUCACCUUAGUCAAUAUGCCACCUUCUUGCGUAAUAGCACCGAGGGAGAACAUAUUGACCCGUUCACCACGUCUAAGAUAGACAGAGAGACUCUUGGUCUUUGUACCGGACUCCUGAGUGCAUUUGCUGUUUCUAGCUCUGGAAAUAGUGAGCAGUUCAAGAAGUACGCUGCGGUCGCUGUGCGAUUAGCUUUGCUAAUCGGUACCGUCGUCGAUGCCCAAGACGAAGCUACCGAGCCGUCCAAGUCUCUGAGUGCUGCAUGGAACUCUGCUGGAAGUGGAGAGGAACUAAAGAGUAUUGUGAAGAGCUUCCCUGAUACAUAUGUUUCCGUCAACUAUGACGACAACCGUGCCACAAUCACAACUAAGGCUUCAACUAUCUCUAAGCUACUGUUACAGCUUAGAGGUGCUGGUCUCAUCGCCUCAGAGGUCGGCCUCUAUGGUCGCUUCCAUGCUAGCAUCAACCUCGAGAAGCUCGCACUUCUCCUUGAGUUUGUUAAUGCACACGCCGAAUUCCAAUUCCCGAACGCCUCAUCGGGAUUGGCAGUGCCUACCCGUUCGAACCGGGGUGGUGAUCUCAUUACGCACGGGCCGCUGCACCAGCACGCGCUGCAGUCCAUCCUUGCGGAACCGCCACAGUGGUUCCAAACUGUCUCCGUCGUACGUGAUACAACCCUCAAGAGCAAAGAUUCGUGUAUCUUAUCAUUCGGUCCCGAGCGUGCCGUCCCGCCAUCCCUUCUACGCGGCCUCAACCCGCAGGUUAUCCACGUCGCCGACCUAGAUAACACAUCUUCCCGUUUCGAGUCUUUCUCUCAGAAGGACCUACGCACUUUCUCUGACAAUGAUGUCGCUGUCGUCGGCAUGUCCAUCAAGGUGGCUGGCGCCGAGACCUUGGAUGACUUCUGGGAUCUCCUUGUCGCUGCGAAGUCUCAGCACAAGGAAGUGCCCAAGGAGCGAUUCACUUUCGAGACUGCCUUCCGCGAUGUUGAGCCUAAGCGAAAGUGGUUCGGAAAUUUCAUCGAGAACUAUGACAAGUUUGACCACAAGUUCUUCAAGAAGAGCCCCCGCGAGAGCUCCACGAUGGACCCUCAGCAGCGCAAUUUCCUCCAAUGUGCUUACCAAGCUGUAGAGCAAUCAGGCUACUUCCAAGCUAGCGAGCCUGACAACCGCAUUGGCUGCUUCGUUGGUGUCUGCUCUCGUGAUUAUGACUGCAAUAUUGCUUGCCAUGCUGCCAAUGCUUUUAGCGCCACUGGUAACUUGCAGAGCUUUAUCUCUGGCAAGGUUAGUCACUACUUCGGCUGGACCGGUCCUGGUUUGACAAUCGACACUGCCUGUUCCUCCUCUGCUGUCGCCAUCCACCAAGCUUGCCGAGCAAUCAUCACCGGCGAAUGCACAGGUGCUCUUGCUGGUGGCACCAACGUUGUGACAAACCCUCUGUGGUUCCAGAAUUUGGCGGGUGCCUCUUUCUUGAGCACCACUGGGCAAUGCAAGCCAUUUGAUGCCAAGGCCGAUGGCUACUGUAGGGGUGAAGGUGUUGCGGCAGUGUUUUUGAAGAAGCUGUCCGUUGCCGUGGCAGACGGUGACCAGAUCCUCGGUGUUGUCGCUGCAACAGGUGUGCAACAGAAUGAGAACUGCACUCCUAUCUUCGUCCCUAAUGCACCUUCUCUUUCCGACCUUUUCCGUGGUGUUACCAAGCAAGCCCGUCUUAAGCCUUCUCAGAUUUCAGUUGUUGAGGCUCACGGCACCGGCACUGGGGUCGGAGACCCGGCUGAGUACAAUGGUCUCCGACAAGUACUUGGUGGACAAGCCUCUGGGCGGGAGAAGAACCUCCUCCUUGGAUCUGUCAAGGGUCUCGUCGGCCACACUGAGGCAACAUCGGGUAUUGUCUCGAUGGUUAAAGUCAUGCUCAUGAUUCAGAAGGGAAUGGUCCCACCUCAGCCCAGCCACACCCAAAUCAACCCUGCAAUUGGGGCGACUCCUGCCGAUAAGAUGACUAUCCCAACCAGCUUGCAUACAUGGGAUGAUGAUUUCCGGGCUGCACUAAUCAACAACUACGGCGCUUCAGGUUCCAAUGCUUCAAUGAUCAUUACGCAGGCGCCAUUUGCUAAGGCGAUCAAGGAAGCCUCCGAGGUCCCUGCUGGUGGAAAGUACCCCUUCUGGCUUGCAGGUCUCGAUGACCAGAGUCUUCGCCGAUAUGCGAAGGUCUUCCGCAAGUUCCUUAACAACAAGAGCUAUUCGGCUACUGACCUCUCUUUGCCUAAUGUCUCCUUCAAUCUAGCCCGCCAGAGCAACCGAUCGCUUGAAAAGGCGGUCUUAUUCAGCGCACGCUCAGUAGAGGAGCUUGACCAGAAACUAGCUUCUCUCGAGAAGGGUGAUGCUAGCGUAGCGCCCAUUGCUCGUCCUGAAUCUAAGCCCGUUGUGCUAUGCUUCGGUGGCCAAGUGUCUACCUUCGUAGGCCUAGAUCAAGGUCUAUAUCAGAGGGUAGCUGUUCUGCGAAAGCACUUAAACAACGUCGAUGCCGCUCUUCGUUCGUUUGGUGCUGAAAGUAUCUUCCCUGGUAUUUUCGAGAGCACGCCAGCUAAAGAUACCGUUCAUUUGCAGACCAUGCUAUUUGCUAUCCAAUAUGCUACAGCGCGUAGCUGGAUUGACUCUGGAAUCAAGCCUGCAGCGGUUGUUGGUCACAGCUUUGGUGAAUUAACCGCACUUGCUGUUUCGCAAGUUCUUUCAUUGGAAGACGCCGUGAAGUUGGUAAUCAACCGUGCGACUCUUGUCCGUGACGCCUGGGGCAGUGAGAAGGGCUCUAUGAUGGCCGUGGAGGCUGACUUGGCUGAGGUUGAGAAACUACUCGCUGAGUCGAACCGAAAGGUUCCAAAUGAGAAGCCCGCUAGCAUCGCAUGCUACAACGGACCGCGCAGCUUCACCCUGGCUGGCUCCACCGCCGCAAUUGAUGCGGUCGCCGCCACCAUCCCAUCAACCCUCAGGUCUAAGAGACUGAAUGUGACCAACUCAUUCCACUGCGCCCUUGUUGAUCCUCUUGUUGAGGCAUUGGAGCUAGUCGGAAAAAUGCUCACAUUCCGCAAGCCUACUAUUCCCAUUGAGAGGGCAUCGGAGUUCCCCACACAAGAGAGACAUACCGCCAAGUUCAUUGCCGAACACAUGCGCUCUCCAGUUUACUUCAACCAUGCCGUGCAGCGAUUAGCUAAGCAGUACCCAUCGGCUGUCUUCCUAGAAGCUGGCUCCAAUUCCACUAUCACCGUUAUGGCCGGUCGUGCCCUAGGAAGCCCCAGUGGCUCUCACUUCCAGGCCAUUAACAUCACCAAUACCGACAAGGCAUGGGAUAACCUCGUUGAUGCUACAAUCAACUUGUGGAAGGCUGGUACCGCCGUGCAGCACUGGGCCCACCAAGCUUCCCAGACCAAGGAGCAUUCUCCCCUCCUCCUGCCUCCUUACCAAUUCGAACUUGCUAGCCACUGGAUUGACUUCAAGGUGCCUCCUAAGGUUGCAGCGCUUCCUCCGGCACAAAAGACUGAACCGGAAGCAGAGAGGAUACCGGAGGGCCUCCUGACUUUCGUUGGCUACCAAGACAGUAAGAAGCAUGUCGCUAAGUUCAGAAUCAACACUAUGAUUCCUAAGUACGAGAAACUUAUUGUGGGCCACGUCAUCGCGCAAACCGCAUCUAUUUGCCCGGCAACGGUACAGCUCGACCUUGUUAUUGAGGCUAUUCGUGGUAUCCGACCAGACCUCGCGGCUGCCAAGCUUGAGCCACAGGUACACGUCGUAGAGAAUCAGUCGCCAAUUUGUGUCAAUCCGUCGCGAGGUGUCUGGAUCGAGGUAACGGAAGAUUCCACUGGAAAGACUCCCUCUUGGAACUUCCAGGUGUUCAGCACCGACAUGCCUCAGGGGACUGCUAAGACCCUCCACACCACGGGCAAGGUUGUUUUCUGUUCGACCGAAGAUUUGACAAUGAAGCUCGAAUUCGCCCGUCUUGAGCGACUCGUUGGCCACUCUCGCUGCGUCGAACUUCUGCAGAGCGGUGAUGUUGACGAAAUCCUCUCUAACAGGAACAUUUAUAAGAUCUUCUCCGAGGUUGUAGACUAUGGUGAGGAUUACCGUGGUCUCAAGAAGCUUGUUGGCUGUGGAAACCAGUCUGCUGGUCACGUUGUAAAGAAAUACAACCCCGACACUUGGCUCGAUGCACACUUGGCUGACAGCUUCUGCCAAGUCGGUGGCAUUUAUGUCAACUGCAUGACAGACCGAUCCCCCUCUGACAUGUACAUCGCCAACGGUAUUGAGCAGUGGAUCCGUUCUCCUAAGCUCCGCCCUAGCGAUGCUCGACCAGACAGCUUCCACGUGCUUGCGACACAUCACCCAUCAGACAAGCAAUACCUCACCGACGUCUUCGUCUUCCACCCUGAGACUGGCGCCUUGCUAGAAGCCAUCCUUGGAAUUAGCUACGUCAAGAUCCCCAAGGCGUCUAUGAGCAAGUUGCUCACGCGUCUCACUGUCGGAGGUGCCACUAUUGCUUCACCGUCUGAACCCGCGAAGGUCACCUUAUUCGAGGCAGCUCCCACUCAGAUUGUGCCACCGCAACCGGCCCAUGUUAAAGAACAAAAAGCACCAAAAGCACCUAAGGCACCCAAGCAACCUAAGGCGGCCAAGCCUAAGUCGACCGUAGCUCCCAAGGUCAAGGAGAUCCUAGUUGAACUUUCGGGCCUUGAAUUGGACGAGAUUAAGGACGACAGCAUGUUAGCUGAUCUCGGUAUCGACUCCUUAAUGGGCAUGGAGAUGGCUCACGAAAUUGAGGCGGCGUUCAAGAUCACACUGCCCGAGAGUGAACUCAUGGAGGUCAUUGACAUGCCCACCCUGAUGGCAUGCGUGCAGAGAGCUGUAGGCGGAGAUGCCACUAGUGCUGAUGAGGUCAGCGAAGAGAGCGAGGUUGAUAUUUCGAGCGACAGCGAUUCCAGAUCGUAUAGCCCCAGUGAAUCUUCUUCAGGUCACCCAAGUGGUCUAACCACUCCUCUGGUCGACUACGAAAAGGACCCGUAUGACGCACUUAGCGACUGCGACGAAGAGCUGAAGCUUCCUUUUGCUACUGUCAUGGAGGCUUUCAACGAGACAAAGGCUCUUACAGAUGACAAGAUUCUCGAAUAUGGCCAGGAGAACUACUUCGAAACUGUCAUGCCAUUGCAGACGGAUAUGUGUGUUGCCCUCACCCUCGAAGCUUUCGAGGAGCUUGGACACCGAUUCCGUGACGCAAGACCUGGUGACAAAUUCUCCCGGAUUUCUCACCCCAAAGAACACAGCCGCUUGGUAGAUUACCUAUACCAGAUGCUCGAGAAAGAAUCUCAUAUCAUCAACGUCAACGGUGAUACUAUCACCCGUACAGCCGUAGCAGCCCCGACAAGAUCAAGCAAGGAGAUUCUUCAGGACUUACUAGCACGGUUCCCAGACCAGACCACAGCCGACAAACUUACCUUCUACACCGGAUCUAACCUCGCUGAGGUCUUGAAGGGAACAACAGACGGAAUCAAAUUAAUCUUCGGGACUCCCGAGGGACGUGAGCUCGUCUCUGGUUUAUACGCCGAGUGGCCCAUUAACCGACUCUUCUACAAGCAAAUGGAGGACUUCCUCGCAAGACUCGUCUCUAAACUUGAUAUGAGUGAGGGCCCACUAAAGAUCCUCGAGAUGGGUGCUGGAACUGGAGGCACAACUAGGUGGCUCGUUCCCCUACUUGCCUCUCUGAACGUGCCGGUUGAGUACACCUUUACCGAUCUUGCACCAUCAUUCGUGGCCCUUGCGCGCAAGAAGUUCAAGACGUACCCAUUCAUGAAGUUCAGGACCCACGAUAUCGAGAAGGCACCGGCUGAUGAGUUAAUUGGAACUCAACAUAUCGUUGUUGCUAGCAAUGCCGUCCACGCCACGCACUCUCUGCGGGUAUCUGGCUCGAACAUUCGCAAGGCCCUACGCCCUGAUGGAUUCCUCAUGAUGCUUGAAAUGACUGGUACACUGUACUGGGUCGACAUGAUUUUCGGAUUGUUCGAGGGUUGGUGGUUCUUUGACGAUGGACGUACUCACGCCGUCACACACGAGCUUAGAUGGGAGAAGGAACUACAAGCAGUCGGCUACGGACACGUCAAUUGGACAGACGGUGCCCGACCGGAGAACAAGUGCGAGAAGCUGAUCAUCGCGAUGGCCUCGGGUGAGAGGUACGAACGACUCCAAAUUCCCUCCUCCUCUCUACCUGUUAAGAGUCUAUCCGCUGACCUCGAGGCACGACAAAUAGUCGUCGAUAAGUACGUCCGAAACCUGACCGAAGGCUUCUCCGCUGGCCUCGAAAACGCGUCACAAUACGGCCUUCCAAAUGCAAACCCGUAUGGGAAAACAAUCUUAGUCACUGGUGCCACCGGUAGCCUGGGAUCGCACCUCAUAGCCCAAUUCGCAGAAUUGCCGGACGUCACCCGUGUCGUAUGCCUCAAUAGACGUAGCCGAACCGACCCCAAGGAACGUCAGAACCAAGCUCUUACCAAGAAAGGCAUUUUCUUGUCCGCAGAAGCAACCGAAAAACUAGAUGUCUUCGAAACCGAUAUGUCGAAGGCCAACCUCGGCCUACCCGUCGAGGACUACGAAAACCUUGUUAAUAACGUAACCCACAUUGUCCACAACGCAUGGCUUAUGAACGCGAAGUGGCCGCUUCGCAAUUUCGAAUCACAAUUCCAAAUAAUGAAAAAUCUCCUUAAUCUUUCUCGCGAAAUUUCCAUCCGACGUGCCCCGGGCACCAAGGUUACCUUCCAAUUCAUUUCAUCUAUCGCCACGGUGGGUCACCGGCCAAUCUGGUCAGGCGAGCCGAUAGUACCAGAGGAACGGAUGACGAUCGAGUCCGUCCUGCCUACCGGAUACGGCGAUGCUAAAUAUAUCUGCGAGCUUAUGCUCGACGAGACGCUACACAAGCACCCGGACCGUUUCCGUGCCAUGGUCGUCCGUCCUGGACAAAUAGCAGGUUCUAGCACCAGUGGGUACUGGAAUCCUAUGGAACACCUUUCCUUUUUAAUUAAAUCGUCUCAAACAUUGAAGGCGUUGCCCGACUUUGACGGGCUUCUCUCUUGGACGCCGGUUGACGAGGUUGCCGGCACGCUUGUCGACCUCGUCUUCCUCUCCGAAGAUAAGACACAUUAUCCUAUUUACCACGUCGACAACCCGAUUCGGCAGCCGUGGAAAGAGAUGAUCCCGGUAUUAGCCGACGCGUUAGACAUUUCGCCAGACGGCGUUAUUCCAUUCGAAGAUUGGGUGCAACGUGUUCGGGAUCACCCUAGACAGGUCGAGGGACCCGAGGGCGAGAACCCGGCUUUCUUGUUGAUUGAUUUCCUUGAUGAUAACUUCAUUCGCAUGUCGUGCGGCGGUCUUUUACUUGAUACCAUCAAGGUCCGAGAACACUCGAAGACCUUGGCAAAUGCUGGUCCCGUAAAUGAGAAGGUGACCAAGCAGUUUAUCCAGAGUUGGAAAGAUAUGGGGUUCUUGAGUCGAUGACAUUGUCUCCGUCUCUUAUGUUUGGCUUGGCUGGUUCUCUGCGGGGUUGGCACUGUACUUUGUUGUUAUAUAACCUUCAU
Messenger RNA from Annulohypoxylon maeteangense, 8145 nucleotides. RefSeq lists its product as uncharacterized. Bases 218 to 8065 code for a protein of 2615 amino acids. Gene Ontology annotation, molecular function: acyltransferase activity. The transcript has 2 exons. The record is from RefSeq and is a predicted model, not a curated record. Lineage: Eukaryota; Fungi; Ascomycota; Sordariomycetes; Xylariales; Hypoxylaceae.